UCCAAUAAAAGAAGAAGCAGGAGAAGCAGCCGCAGAAGAAGAGUGGUUUGUUUACCUUCAUGUCCAUGUCGAGGAGACGCUGCGCUCUCAGCUGUGAGGGGACGUCCUCUCGGUUUUCUCUUCCUAAGGACGAGGAGAUGAAGACUCGCUGGUUGAGAGUGACCUUUGACGCUCCUCCGCCACAGUACAGUCUAUAUCCAGUCCUGUGUUCACGUCACUUCACCGAGGACCCCUUUGCCAAGCGACUGGUCCUGAAGGAUGAUGCACUUCCAACUUUGUUUUUCCCAUUCAUGGGAAUGUUGUGCAGGUUGUACCUUGCGGUCAUGCAUUAUAAUGAAAAUGCAAAGCGCAGGCAAGCGAUAGCAUCCCCAGGACAAACAGUCUUAGUCUUUGUGUUCCUAAAGCCUGUUAAAACAGACCCCACGUACAAUUAUGUUGGGGACUUGAUGAAGCUGGUGUUUGAGGAGGUGUUCGAGGACCCAGUGCCAUUUGUGGAGGAGCUUGAAAAAAUCCCCAUCCCUGAGGAUCUGACAUCCCAGUACGACAGACCCUCAGCGGAGGAAGUGGUCGCUCGACACCAGACUUGCUUCAGUCAAGUGGCGGCACGAAGCCAAUAUAAUGGCCAACCAGACCAGGAAACACUCCUGGUGAAUCCGGAGAACCACACACAAUGGGAUGACUAUCCUGUUGUGACAUCCACUAGCACCAGCUGCCAAAGCAAGAUGUCAAAAUCCCCUUUGGGAAUAGAAUCAGACAUUAUUAGAGUUCUAAAUAAGAAGUUGCCCUUUUGAAUAUUUAUUUAUGAUUUAGUAUUUGUUUAAAAAAAAUAAUUUGGGGAGAAAAUGUAUGUGUCUCAUUUCUUCAUGAGUUUUACUCAUUCAUGAAGAAAUGAUGAUGAAAACAUUACUGUAUCUGUGAAGAUUCUUAUUCAUCCAGGUCGUGGUAUCUUCAGGAAAGUGUAUGUAGCCAACUGGACUUGCUUGUUUUUCUUGAAGACGUUUUGUACGUCUCAUCCAAAUGGCGUAUUCACUCUGAGAUCUAACUGUGUCCAGUUGCCUACAUACUGUACACCUGUACAACUUCUGAAGAUACCAUGGCAGUUUUUAUGUUCUGCAGUUGGAUCUCAUGACAGAAAUCAACAAUUAAUAAACAUACUCCUCUUCUG
Messenger RNA from Hippoglossus stenolepis (Pacific halibut), 1165 nucleotides. RefSeq lists its product as uncharacterized. Lineage: Eukaryota; Metazoa; Chordata; Actinopteri; Pleuronectiformes; Pleuronectidae. The record is from RefSeq and is a predicted model, not a curated record. The coding region runs from base 60 to 791 and encodes 243 amino acids. The transcript has 3 exons.